CCCGACUGUCGCGGCGCGCCGGGGAGGACGGGCGCCGUAGGUCGCUGGAAGAAGCCGGGCGCCGGAGCGGCCUCGGGACCGGGACCGGGCGCUGCAGGGGGGCGCGGGCCCCGGUCAGCCAGCAUGACGGAAGGCUUUGACUGCGCGGGCUGUAAGGAGUCCCUGUACGGGCGCAAGUACAUUCAGGUGGACGAAGGGCCCUUCUGCAUCCCCUGCUACGACGCCCAGUUCGCCAACACCUGCGAUGAGUGCAAGGAGCUCAUUGGGCACGACUGCAGGGAGCUCUACUACGAGGACCGCCACUACCACGAGGGCUGCUUCCGCUGCUUCCGCUGCGACCGCUCGCUGGCCGAUGAGCCCUUCACCUGCCAGGGGGAGGCGCUGCUGUGCAACGACUGCUACUGCCGGGAAUUCUCCUCGCAGUGUGUGGCCUGCAAGCAGGUGGUCAUGCCAGGCUCCCGGAAGCUGGAGUACGGCGGGCAGACGUGGCACGAGCACUGCUUCCUCUGCAGCGGCUGCCAGCAGCCCAUCGGCUCGUGCUCCUUCAUCCCGGACCAGCAGGACUACUACUGCGUCCCCUGCUAUGAGAGCAAGUUCGCCCCCCGCUGCACCCACUGCAAGAAGUCGCUGACGAAGGGUGGCGUGACUUACCGGGAUGAGCCGUGGCACAAGGAGUGCUUUGUCUGCGUGGGCUGCCAGACGCCCCUGGCCGGGCAGCAGUUCACCUCUCAGGAAGACCAGCCGUACUGCAUCAAGUGCUUCGGGAGCCUCUACGCCAAGAAGUGCAAUGCUUGCGAGAAGCCCAUCACCGGCUUUGGAGGGGGCAAGUACAUCUCCUUUGAGGAUCGCCACUGGCACCACAAUUGCUUCAGCUGUUCCCGCUGCACAACCUCGCUUGUGGGGAAGGGGUUCAUUCCUGAAAACGAGGAGAUCUUGUGCCGCGAGUGUGCUGGCGACCUCUGAACAGCUCCUGGCGGCUGCUGCCCUUCAAGCUUUCUGUGUGCCAAAGUCCCCUCCUGGAGCAACAGCGCCGGCCCUCAAGGGAGCCUCCCCUUCUCGCCAGCCUGGCGCUUUCAUGCCCUCUGUGGCUGGGCUGGCCUGCAGCUUGAGCAGCUGUCCAGAUUCCUCAGGGUGGCCUCUGCCCCAGCAGUUCUGCUGCGAGGUGGAGGGCCACUGGCUCCCCUUCCCUGGCCCAGGCUACUUGCAGAGCUGUGGCUGGGCACCGCCCGUUCCUUGAAGCAGGGUGCCGUUACUGACAGUCCCACCUUGCGGAGAGGUGUGUGCACAUGUGCGCAUGCUUGCAGCAGCAUCCCAACACAUGCAUGCAUGCGCACAUGCACACACUGAAUGUGCAUUUCCCCAUGAAUGCCCCAUCUUGGGUCUGGAGAAUGGACCUGCUUCCUAGAACAAGGCCUAUUCACCCUCCCCUUUUCCUAGAGAGAUCCAGCUUGCUCCCUGGUAGUCCCUGCCUUUGUAAUAAGCGGGGUGAAGAAUGGCGCAGACCCCCCCACCACCACCACUGCUGUGCCCCAUGUGGCCCAGCCCUGCCCUGCCACUGAUGCCAGGAGUCCCCCCUCCCCCCGGCUUCACUUCCCAAGGCCACAGUGAGUGUGCAACCCCAGUGAACAUGGAUCUUCCUGCCUGGGAUUGAAGCUGCCUCUUCCUCGGCAGCAGACAAGAGUGGGCACUUGGGACCCAACACGCCUUUCCCAGGGAGGAUGUGGAGGGGCGCCUGGGCCACCUCUCGCCACCCACAGGGACGAGGCAGCCCCCCAGGCCCGCAGCAGUGGGGCCUCCCUCGCCAUGCAAAACCGAUCCACGAGGAAGCCCGUUUCCCAGGCGCUCUGCCAGCGUCCCCUCCAGGCCCUGUUGCUCCCUCCCAAAUCUCCUGUCCUCCAGAGGCUGCUGGUACAUGUGUGGGCGGUCCUUCUGAGGUGUUGCUGCCUGGAGGCCAGGUGUGUGCCCACCUUUUGGUCCACGCUUCACCAGAGUGUGUCCCUUUCUGGCUUUUUCUAAUAAAUCAUGUUACUGGA
Varanus komodoensis (Komodo dragon) is the source of this 2033-nucleotide messenger RNA. RefSeq names its product four and a half LIM domains 3 (gene FHL3). The record is from RefSeq and is a predicted model, not a curated record. Bases 124 to 963 code for a protein of 279 amino acids. Gene Ontology annotation, molecular function: transcription coregulator activity; actin binding. The transcript has 6 exons. Gene Ontology annotation, biological process: actin cytoskeleton organization. Gene Ontology annotation, cellular component: nucleus; Z disc; stress fiber. Lineage: Eukaryota; Metazoa; Chordata; Lepidosauria; Squamata; Varanidae.